UCCAACUCGAAUGGCGACGAAAAUUGCCGAAUCGAAAUAACACGAACAGGUUGGAACACAAAUUUCUCAAAAUUAUUGAGUUGGAUUUUUUACCUAAUGCUUAAGAAAGGAGUAGGAUUGCUUACGUUUUCAGUGAAGUAAAAUAUAUAGGAAAUGCGACGAAAAUGGAAUCGAAUAAUGGGCAAGAAGUUUCCGUGAUGGGUGAAGUCGACAUUUCCGAGGAGCUCCCGAAUGGUGACGAUUCGGCAUUCGACGAAGGAGAUGAGCAGACGAAUUCAUCAGAGUCUAGAAAUAAUGUCCACGUUACGGCGAUAGGCCACACAGGACCAGAUGGCACCGUCUAUGUGGCCACACCCAUGCAUGGCUUACUUACAGCAGAACAACUUCAUGAAGCUGGCAUAAAAACAACUCACAUUGUAAUACACGACGAAGGACAGAAUCAAUUGACUGCUGUCCCAGAUGGACUAAAAACUCCAACUACCCCCCUUCCCCCGCCCACCCCUGCCACCCCCCACAGCAAAGCAAAGGGGUUUAGGUAUCAGUGGGACGAUACCGUCACUUUCCAGGUUUUACCCGUAAGAUGUAAAUCCACCAAUGGUGAACUUCAUAAAGCGAAGUUUGGGUCAGGUGGAAGAGGAAGGUGCAUUAAGUACAUAGAUAACUGGUAUACACCAAAUGAAUUUGAAGCCCUUUGUGGUCGUGCUAGCAGCAAAGACUGGAAACGAAGUAUUCGCUAUGGUGGAAGACCUUUACAGUGUUUGAUUGAAGACAAUGUUCUCCAACCUCAUGCUACUUCUUGCACCUGUGCAGCUUGUUGUGAUGAUGAAUCAGUGACUGGACCAGUACGUUUAUUUGUCCCAUACAAAAGGCGGAGAAGAGACAUUGAUACCACUCCUCCUGGACAAUCAGCACAGAAAAGACAGAGGUUGAACUCUUCUAAAUCCAGUGUGUCCUCUGUCAUGUCUCCUUUGGCAAAAGAAGGUAAUACAGUUAACAUUACGGGAACCAAUAGUAGCACUCCACGCUCCAUAGCAGUUGUCAGCACAAAUGAGCAAGGAGAGACUGUCCAUCUUGUCCCAGUAGCAACAGAUGCCAGUGGAAAUAUGGUUGUGGGAGGGGUGAAUGAAGCAACUGCAGCAGUGGUAGUAUCUCCCCAGACAGGUAGAUCUGGUAGCAGUCCAGCUGGUAUUGAUGUCCAAGAACAGAAACAGUGGUGGCAGCUUGAGGAGAUGGCCAGUAACAUGUUACAGCAGGCACAGCAGUUAAAGAUGAUGGUCGACCAAGCCAAGCAACAGUCUAUUGCUUCCAGAGAGGCAGCUUUACAGCAGCUAAGGCAGCAGUUGGAAAAAGAAAAAAUUGAGGCAGUAAAUGCUGCUAAAAUUGAAGCCCAGAUGCAUUUAUCAAGGGCUGUGAUUGAGGAACGGACACAGAAAGACAUCGCAGUGCAGCAAGCCCUGGCCCAGGCCCGUGCAGGGAUACAAGAAAAAAACAAUGAGAUUGUGACUGUUGUCAGUAAUUCAGACAAAAAUGUAUCCUACCAUGUGGCAUGGGCUCAAAGUCAAGGCAGCAGACAGAUGACCAUUGUCGAUAACAACGAGGAUGAAUCUGAUAAAGAGAGGGAGUGAAGUGUGCAGCUGAUUAUUUAGUAGUAACUGGAGCUUUACUGAAAAAAUUCAGUAGUAUGUUUGAGGGUCUGUUGUUUUGAAUAACUGCACUGCAUUCAUUCUGUGGUUUGCAAACAUUUUCAAUGUAGAUAAUGUUUAUUUGCUCUGUCCAUAAAAUGCAUUUUUGAACAACAUGAUGGAUUCUUGUUUUUUUGAAGAGUUAAAAAAGUAAUGGAUAUAUUCUUCAUGGUCUUCAUAAUGGAGAAAGAAAAUUUUAUGUUGUUUUUUAUGGUGCACUUGAUCUUUUAACAAACCUGAGAAGAUGGUCAUUUGCAGAAUUUACUUGCUAAUUAUUUUCUUUAUUUGAAUAUACUUUAUUGUUUUGUAAUUCUUAACCUGGAUAAAAGAAAAGAAUGUUAGCUUAAACAUAGAUUUGACUGGGUCCAUUUUAUAUCCUGGUAUCAAAAGAACAAACCAUUGUAUUGUUGGUUUGCUCUAAGAGCCUGUUGUUAGGCAUCUCCAAAGAGUUUAAAAUUAUAAAUGUACAAAUUCUUAUUUUGUGUAUUGUUGUAUUGGCAUUAUUGAAAACUGUAGAUCUAGUAAUAAACCUCAU
Molecule: messenger RNA, 2217 nt
Organism: Lingula anatina
Lineage: Eukaryota; Metazoa; Brachiopoda; Lingulata; Lingulida; Lingulidae
Product: deformed epidermal autoregulatory factor 1 homolog
Biological process (GO): regulation of transcription by RNA polymerase II
Cellular component (GO): nucleus
Molecular function (GO): DNA binding; DNA-binding transcription factor activity, RNA polymerase II-specific
Source: RefSeq, a predicted model, not a curated record